AUGGGCCCGAGGCGCGCGGCGGCGUCCUCGAAGAGCGGGCGUCCGGGGCAGCCCGCGCGCGCGACCGCGGGGCAGCCCGCGCGCCGCCGCGCGACCUCGAGCGUCGCGCGCGCGACCCGUCCGGCCCGCGCGCAGGAGUCCGCCGUCGCCGACUUCCUCCAGAUCCUCGAGGAGCACCGGAAGAACUGCGAGCGGCAGGGCAAGUACGUCGAGGCCGAGAUCGCGAAGAAUCGCCUCGAGGAGCUGAAGAUGCACGAGGAGAACCGGCGCAAGGAGGCCAUGCGGUCGCGGCAGAUCGCGGAGCGCCUCGGCGUCGAGGAGGCGCACAUGCUGGAGUUCCAGCAGUUCAACAUCAUCUGGGACAAGAAGAUGAGCGAGUACGAGAACCACGCCGCGGACCUCGUCGAGGCGAUGAAGGAGCGGCACGCGGCGGAGCUCCGCGACUUCCAGGGCGCGCUGCUCCAGCGCCAGGCGCGACCAAAGUUCUCGCGGGAGCUGCUGAACCUGCGGCGGAUCCAGGAGCACCUCGCGCGCCAGAAGGACUACACCGAGGCGCACAAGAUCAAGCUCAAGUGCGACGCGCUCGAGGCCUGGGAGCUCGAGAAGUGGCAGAACGGCAAGCAGCAGGAGAUGUUCCAGCGCGAGGCCAAGUUCAAGCACCAGAAGCAGCAGGAGCUCGUCGCGCUGCAGAAGCGCGUGCAGACGGGCCGCGAGGAGCAGAAGAAGCAGCGCCAGAUGGACCUCGAGCGCCUCCUCCAGCGAUACCAGAACGUGAAAUCCGAGCUCGAGGCCCAGCAGAACCUCGAGCGCAUCCGGGCCGAGCGGAUGGCGUCGAGCGGCCAGUGGAACUCGACGAUCCAGAAGAGCGGCACCAUCGUCGCAUGA
Aureococcus anophagefferens is the source of this 885-nucleotide messenger RNA. RefSeq lists its product as hypothetical. The coding region runs from base 1 to 885 and encodes 294 amino acids. Lineage: Eukaryota; Pelagophyceae; Pelagomonadales; Pelagomonadaceae. The record is from RefSeq and is a predicted model, not a curated record. The transcript has a single exon.